AUGUCAAACUAUGAAAGUAGUAGAAAGGAUUCUUCUACUUUCCAACAAAACAAAAUGCCAUUCGGUUCACUAACUGCAUGGACAAAGCAUUGCAAAAUAGAAACAUCAUACUUUCCUUUUAGCACAUCAAUUUCCCACCACAAUAAUCAACUUUCUUCCACUUUCACCAACAAUCGAACAAUACUCCUCUUGACUUGCAUUUAUUUAUCACUCAUCCUAACCUGUUCUCCAAUUCACUGUGACACCAUCACCAUCCCAUCAAACUCUACAUUCUAUACCCUUCCCAAUGAUACUCCAACUUUCGGAACUUUUAAAGUUACUGUUUCGUAUGCUGUCAGUCCAAGCACCUAUCUCCAAAACAUUUCCUUCUCUCUCAUGUAUCUGAAUGUAAAUUCAUAUACUGCCUUUUUAUCAGAUCCAUCGGCUUUUGAAGCAGAUCCUGCAAAAUUUGAUGGUGAAAUUGAUCUUUUCCAAUCAUCAAAACCAUCAGGUUCUAUUCAGAUAUCAGAGAUGAGAUUUACCGAAAAUACCAAGUUGAAUCAGUACAAGUAUAUUAUUAGGAAAAAAGAAAAAUCAUUGCAAUAUACAUUGGCUAUUACAAAGUUUACAUUGGAAGAGACGUGGAGAGUUUAUGAUCGAUUACUUUUGGGUAUGCAAAGUGUGGAUAUUCCGAGUGGGUUGACUGAGAAGUAUGUUUGUGAGGUUUGUUCAAGUAGAGUUAUUGAUGUGAAUGAAUUGGAUGCAAAGGUAUCGUACACUGUGACAGUUUCACCGUAUGCUACUGGACGUGUCUCAUUAAUUAAUGUGAAAUUGUCAACUCAAGAGGAUCUGGUUUGGUCAUCAGAUCAGACGCUGAUUCUUAAGGAUAGUAGGUCAACACUCACAUUUACUACCAAUUCAAACUCAAUCAAAACUCUGUACGUUCAAGUAACAGCACUUAAUUGUUCAUUGAAUGAUCAGAUUUUGGACAGAUGUCAAUUCUCUUUCAAUGUCAAACCUGUCAAUUCAAAAUCUUUGACUUCUGCAAGUGCUGAUACAGCUAUUGUGGUGACUGCUGUUAUUUUGAGCUUGAUUAUUCUAUUGGCAAUUUUAUUAUCGAGUGGAUACUUUUAUUAUAGAUACAGAAUGAGUAAAAGAUAUGAGGAGGCAAGAUUACAAACAAUGAGAGAAAUGACUAGUAGAGCCCAACUGUCACUUGCCAAUGGAUCCAAUGUUCAAACUGUGGAUGAGAGUCAGAGACCUCAUGAUCCAUUUGUGAGAUUGGAUAAACUUCAUGGAUACUCAUUGGAUUCAAGUACUCAUUUUGUAAUGGAUGCACUUCCAAAAGUAAAUAUUAAUUUGGCUACCACACCAACAACCCCAGAGCCAGUAGUUCAGUACGGCGUCGAUACUAAGAGAUUAUCCCAACGUGUAUCUGAUGCACAUGCACCAAUAGAAACAGAUUCCAUUAAAUUGGCAGUACAAAAUGAAAAGGAUCAUAAAUAA
Naegleria gruberi is the source of this 1485-nucleotide messenger RNA. RefSeq lists its product as uncharacterized. Bases 1 to 1485 code for a protein of 494 amino acids. NCBI's taxonomy places the organism in Eukaryota, Heterolobosea, Eutetramitea, Acrasida, Naegleriidae. The transcript has a single exon. The record is from RefSeq and is a predicted model, not a curated record.